Ixodes scapularis (black-legged tick) is the source of this 1665-nucleotide messenger RNA. Its product is annotated as acetylcholinesterase-1-like. Gene Ontology annotation, biological process: choline metabolic process; acetylcholine catabolic process. The record is from RefSeq and is a predicted model, not a curated record. Gene Ontology annotation, molecular function: acetylcholinesterase activity. Bases 302 to 1483 code for a protein of 393 amino acids. Gene Ontology annotation, cellular component: plasma membrane. The transcript has 7 exons. Lineage: Eukaryota; Metazoa; Arthropoda; Arachnida; Ixodida; Ixodidae.
GUUGCGGGAAACCCUCUUUUGGCGAACAUCACGCAGUUUAUUUUGCGGGCAAAAAUAUUCGCGUGACAAGAACAUGUGCCGGAGUGUGAGUUAUAUGACCUCCAUAUAUUAUGCUGCUCUGAUUCUAGUUUUGUCUUUAUUUCUCUCGGACUGUUUGAGAGCUCUCUACUUCUAUCAAAAAUCCUGGCGAUGAUCCUGCUCAUGCCGCAAUCCAGUGGUCGCCAUAGACGAAAGUUACUCACGGACAACACCGAGAUCGUUGAAAUUCACAGUGGUCUCAUACAAGGAUUCCGACAGGUAUAUGGCAUCUAUGGGCGACGUGGUCAUCGUCAAGAUGAACUACCGACUCGGAGCCUUUGGUUUCCUCCACGCCCACAACGACGACGUUCCUGGCAACAUGGGCAUUCACGACAUGCACCUGGCCCUGCUCUGGGUUCGCCGCAACAUCAAGUCUUUCGGAGGGGACCCGUCCAGAAUCACGGCCUUCGGAAGCAGUGCCGGAGCCAUGUCCAUUGGACUAAUGCUCACGUCGCCCAUAGCAAGCCACUUGAUUCAAGUGGCGAUCCUCCAGAGCGGCAGCCCCUGCGUGCCCAUGAUAGCGCGCGUCAACAGCAGCCUGCAGGCCGCCGACGAACUGGCCUUCAGGACGGGUUGCGCGACCGGCAACAUGUCCGUGCACACGCACGGGCGGCAGGUCGUCGGAUGCCUGCGUAGGGUCAACGUCCGCAGGAUACUGAAAGUGCAAGACAGCAUGUUCAAGAAGCUGCUGCUAUUCCUGCCCAUCUUCGGUGACGACCUACUGCCCGUAAACAUCCUUCGAGCUGUAGAAAGAGGACUGUUCCCGAAGGACGUGACGGUGAUGCUGGGCGUCACGCCAGAUGAAGGUACCACCAUACUGACCACCCUGACGCCCCACUUCUACAAGCGGGAGAGCCACCGGAAGGUGUCCAAAUCUGAGCUCUUCUCCACGUGCAAUCGAACCUUCCUGCACAGCUUCUCCAAAUCGGCCCUGCGGAAGAUCUACUGGAACUACCUUGGUCUCCUCGGCCACACCAACUACGUGACGCUCCGCUCCGCCAUCGCCAACUGCAUCGCCGACUACUUCAUGGUCUGUCCAACCCACGUCUUCGCCGAGGGGCUGAGCCAAAAGGGAGUGCCGGUCUUCUUCUACCAGUUCGACUACCGCACCAAGAACUCGGUGGACCCGCCCUGGAUGGGGGUCAUCCAUACGGCUGAACUCUACUACCUCUUCGGCGAGCCUUUUGCGACGUCCUGGUACACGGACAAGGAGCGGGAGUUCAGCAAGACCUUGGUGGACAUCUGGGUGACGUUCGCCAAGACAGGAAAGCCUCCAGCUAGGUUCCAUUGGCCAGCAUACAGGUGGAACGCCCGAAUGUAUCUUCGCCUAAGCCCGGACAACUUCGUCUCUAAGAGGGGUCCCAGGGAGGAGUGGUGCAAGCUGUGGGAAGAGCAUCUCUACUGAGGUUCGCUCGGACGUCCGGCAAAUUGUUGCGUGCCGCCGUGCUAAAAAUGUAUACCUGAAAAACGACGACGACAGAGUGGAAAAUUGCAUUCACCUUUCUGUGGCUACAAGGAUUUAAUUUUUUUUUUUGCCAUAAAAUUUCCUGGUAGGCUACCUUUCUUAAAUCACUUUUAGUGAAUUCA